Molecule: messenger RNA, 2517 nt
Organism: Dermatophagoides farinae (American house dust mite)
Lineage: Eukaryota; Metazoa; Arthropoda; Arachnida; Sarcoptiformes; Pyroglyphidae
Source: RefSeq, a predicted model, not a curated record
AUGGCCAUGACAUCAAAUUAUGAUGGAUCAAAAUCUAAAUUCUUUGAUAAAUCAGUAACAACAACUACUAUAACGACGACCACCGAUAGUAGUGGUAAUAGCAAUAAAACUAAUAAUAAUAAUGGAUCAUAUUCCGAAUUAGAUCAACGUGGUAUUGAUUCAAUCAUAUAUGGCCGAUAUUUAUUAUCAUUAUUACAACAGCAUACAAAUGUUAAUGAGGAUUCCGAUUGGUAUGAUACAUCGAUUGGCAAUAAUAAUAAUGAACUUGAUAGUGGUUAUGAAGGCUCAAUAACGACGAAUAAUAAUUCCAGAUUUAAACAAUUUUCAACAACCCCAGUAGCUGGACGACCUGAAAAACCACGUUAUUGUGAAUCACAUCAACGAUUAUAUCGUGGUUAUAGUCCUAGUUUAUCGUCAUCAUUAUUAUCAUCAUCACAAUUGAAUCCAUUUAGUUUGUUUAAUAAUCGUUCGCCAUCAUCUAAUAUUCAACGGGCAAAAGAUAAUACACAGAAAGCGCCUUCAACAACAAAAUGGAUGCAUAGACGUUAUCGACAGGCCGAUAAUAAAUCGCCAACUAAACAAUAUAAUCGAAAUAAUGUCAACUUUACAGAUGAUGGUAAUCAUAAUGAACAAGACGGAAAUGAUGAUUUUGAUGAUCUUAUGUUGAUCAAUUGUCCGGAUUGUUGUCGAAAAUAUUCGGGUAAAAAAUACUGGGAAAAUGAUUAUCGAAAAUUUUUGAUUGCUAAAUGUUUAAAAUCUGCAAUCGAUAAAGAUAUGAUAGAGACUGAUCUUGAUCAAUUUAUUGAUGAAAUUUCAUUAGGUGGAGGUGGAUCGGCCAUGAUAACUAUGACUACAUCAGCAUCAGCAUCAUCAUCAACAUCUACAUCGAUAUCAUCUGGAUCACGGGCUGGUAGCACCAAUAAAAUGUUCAUAGAUAAUUAUCGUUCACAUCAAUCUUCAUUCGAUGAUUCGGUAUUUAUUGAUAAUAAUAAUGAUAGAUACGGUGAUUUUCAUUCUCAUCAACAACAAGAAUUACAGAAUCAAUCUACAACGAAUUCUGGACAACAAUCGAAUACUGGAAAACCUUUGGUAGUGAAAUUAAAAAGUAAAUUACUGGGCAAUAAAUCACGUACCGGUUUGAUUGUAACAUCAUCCAGUUUUAUGGCCAAUGAUAAUAUAGAUGGUGAUAAUAAUAAUAAUAAUAAUAAUAAUAAUAAUGGUGAUUUACAAUCAAUGUCAAGAUUGACAACAUUGAAAAAAUUGUCCACUGUAGCGAAUAAUAAUUUGAUUAUGACGGCGAACAAUUACAACAAUGAUGAAACAAUAAAUGGUAAAGGAAUGGAAAAUGUUAAAAAUUUGGAACACAAUCACCACCAAUCGAUUGUAACCGAUCCAUUAGUAUCGGUAUCGACAAAUAACAUGAUAAACAAUAAUAAUAAUACUCAUCCGAUUCAUAAUUCGACAUCAUUAUCAUCAUCAUCACCGUUAUUAUCAAAUGUUGUUAUUGGUACUGAACAACAAUCUCAACAAAGUAAACCACCACCGUUACCACCGACGAAUCGAUCUUAUUUUAAUCAUCAAAACCGAGAUUAUCAGCCAUCGUCGUCAAUACCAUUGAAUAAUGGUAGAAAAUUUCAACCAUAUCAAAAAUUAUCAAUCAUUUCAUCAUCAACAUUAACAGGUAGUCAAAAUAAGCAACAACAACAGGAGAAAACAGAUGAUAAUGUUAUUGAGAAUGGUCACAAUCAAACAUUGACCACUAAUGAAGUUGAUAAAAAUUUUUUAGAUGAUAAUGGUGAAAGUGUUGACUCAUUAUUGCCUGAUUUUUUAAAAUCAACACGUGCCAAUACGAUGACAACUAUUCAGCAACAAUCGCCAUUUAACCAGAAACAAUUGGCAUUGAAUAAUGAAAUUGUAGAAAAUUCAAUAUUGAUGGCCAAGGAUAUCGAUGAUGUUGAUGAAAAUGGUAGUACAAAUAUUAAUUAUAACAAUAGUGAUGGUCAUAUAAAAAUGAAAACGGUCGAAUGUUCAAGUUUAAAUCUAUCAUCAUCAUUUAUGAUGGAUAGUCAAAAUGUCAUUGACAAUGAUAACCGGAAAGAUUUUAAUAAUGUUGAUGGCCAACAAAAGCAGCAGCACCAACAACAGGCAUUUGUGAUUAAUGACUUUGAUAUUGUUAAUGAUGAUGAUAUGAUGAUGCCAUUAUCGUCUCAUACAUCAAUAAUGAUGAACGAUAACCAAAAGAACGAUCAUAAUGAUGUUAAUGAUGGUGAUGGUAGCAGCAGCCUUGAUGCAAUUAUAACGGCAGAUAAUACAGUUUCAGCUAUGAUGACAACUCUAUCAACAACAAUAUGGAAACCCAUGUUAAAGAUAGACGAUGAUCAUAUCGAUAAUAUUUUGACUGAUGAUAAUAAACAUCGCAAUAAAGUGGAUGAUUGUCAAAUGAAAAUCAUCAUAAAUAAGUUAUCACAGUCAUCGAUUAUUGAAAACGGUGAAAAAAAUUUUGGCCAAAAAAUAUAG